CGCCCGAUAAAAAGGCGCGAGCCGGGCGGCGCGACAGAAGCAGCCACGCUAUCUUCCGUCGAGAUGCUGCGCGUGGUGGUGUUGACGCUUUUGAGCGCGUCGUGGGUGUCGACUCUCGAUCCUUUCGGUCUGGAAGAAAGACGAUUAGAACGCCUUUUCCGAGAGGAAGAAGAGAAUUUGUCCCCUCGACCCUGGAACGCGGCCGAAAGGGAAGUGGAAGAAGACGUUCCCUUCGACCCUUCGGUGGUCAUCGUGGACAAAGGAUCCUCGUCUCGACCCGAACCCGUUCCCGACGACCGUCGAAAUCCUCUGGACGAUUUUCUGCGGGGAUUCCUUCCGGAAGUGACGUCGCCUUGGUGGAAAGGGCCCAACGUAUGCGUGGACAGGAAGGAGAUCGACGACGGAGCGCCCAAGAACAGGAGUUUCGCCUUCAAUUUCCAAUCGACAUCGUGCAAGGAGACCGACACUUCUUACACCUGCACCAAAAAGAUAGAAACUAACGAGGAGAGCAAGACGUUCGUGGUGAAGAGACAAUGUUGCUACGGUUACAGACGAAGAGGAUCCGAAUGCGUAGAGUUCGAGCUGAAGGAACUGGCGGAGGUGAUGAAGGAUUUGGGGGCGAGUCGCUUCGUCAAGAUGCUGUCCUCCGUCGAUCUCCUAGAAAAAUUGCGGGAAGGCAACUUCACCGUCUUCUGUCCCGUCGACGACGCCGUCACCGACUUCGAAGAGGAAGACGAAGACAACAACAUUCCCAGCAGUCGAGUGGUUCGUAGCACCGACACCGCCACGGUGGUGGCCGGACACGUGGUCGAAGGGUACGUGACGUCGGACGACUUCCGGGGCAACAGAGUUCUACCGACUCUCAACGAAAAAACGGGAAUUCGCCUCAACGCCUACUCGGGAUUGGCCCGAAGACCGUUCGUCUUGCCCAACUGUGCCAAGAUCUUGGGCGCUAACAAUUACGCCACCAACGGCGUGGUCCAUCUGGUGGACAGAAUUCUUCCCGCACCCACCGACUCGGUAUUGGACAUCGUGGCCAAGAACAGUCAACUCACCGUCAUGAAAGGACUACUGAGUCAGGCCGGAAUGGUGGAGAAGCUGAGUAAUCCGGAGGAAACCUACACCAUAUUCGCUCCGGUGGAUUCGGCCUUUAAACGGAUGGGCAGCGAACUGUUGAAGAAGAUGCAGAAGGGAGAAGGAUGCGUGACCAGCGUGGUCGAGAGUCACAUCUCUCCUCACGUGGUGUGUUCGUCGGCCGUGGUCAACGUGGGAUACGUCUCGAAUUUGCUGAACGGCGAACUGAAGUUGACUCGCGACGAAAACGACAAGCUGUUCGUGGACGACGUCCAGAUCGUGGCUCACGACAUGGUGGGAACCAACGGGGUGGUCCACAUCGUCGAAGAGGUUUUGAUUCCCGACUCGGCCAGAACUCUGACCGAAACUCUGCAGAGGGCCGACAGAUCGGAUUUGGUAGAUUUGAUCGAGGUGGCCGGAAUUCGGGAGGAACUGGACACCCUCAGAAACUUUACCUUCUUCGCGCCCAGCAGGAAUUCUCUUAAGAAACUGCUGACCGAAGAAUCGGAGGAAUUUAGAAAUAACUCGGAGAAGAGUAAAGAGCUGAUUACGUCGCACGUGGCAUCGACUACGGUCAAAUCUUGCGACUUCCGCAACGAUCUGAUCUUGCCUUCUUUGUGGGAAGACGCCACUUUCCGCGUAAACAGAUUCGACGUGAUUCCGGGUUUCGUUCAUCACUUCACGCUUCAGUGCGUCCCCAUAUUGAACAUUAAUCUGGGAGUUUGCGAGGGAGCCAUCCACGUCCUCUACCAGACCGUUUCGCCGUCCAAAAGCAAAAUCGUAGAAACUCUGGAAGGCAGGAAAGAUCUGAGCACCUUCGUCCGUCUAUUGAAGGAGAGCGGUUUGGCCCAAACCUUGGAGGAAGACGGCCCUUUUACGGUUCUGGCUCCCGACAACGACGCUUUCGACAAUACGAAAGACAAAGACGUCUUAGAAGACAAAGAUAAACUUCUAGACUUGUUAAAAUUGCACAUUCUUCCGGAGACGCUGUGUUGCUCGGGAAUCAGGAGCAGCGCCGGACUGAGCAUCAGAAGAUUGGUGACCACCCUAAACGGUUCGGAAAUACCCGUCAGACGCAGUUACAAAGGAGUGAAGUUCUCGUCGUCCAAGGUGGUCGGGUGCGACUUGAUGGCCAAGAACGGCGUGAUUCACGUGGUGAACAAAGUGGUUCAUCCUUCCAGAUCUCACGCUCUCGACUUUUCCGAAUUGGUCCGCGAGAUGUUCAGCAUCUAACGGGUGACGACUUGUAGCCGGUAUCUGCUGGCAGAAACCACGCAAUUCAAGUAAUCGUGCCGAUGCGUUAUCGUUGUUCUUCCGCCUUCUUUGUAUCCGAAGGUUAAGAUGUAGCGUCAAUUUAUAAUAUCGACUUGGACGUAAAUUCGUUUUUUAUUAAUAAAUGUGGAAAAGCACUCGCUUUCCCACCAGUCUUAUUUUAA
This is a messenger RNA of Centruroides sculpturatus (bark scorpion), 2510 nucleotides long. Its product is annotated as transforming growth factor-beta-induced protein ig-h3-like. The transcript has 14 exons. The record is from RefSeq and is a predicted model, not a curated record. Gene Ontology annotation, biological process: cell adhesion; extracellular matrix organization. Gene Ontology annotation, molecular function: cell adhesion molecule binding. Gene Ontology annotation, cellular component: extracellular matrix. The coding region runs from base 64 to 2307 and encodes 747 amino acids. Lineage: Eukaryota; Metazoa; Arthropoda; Arachnida; Scorpiones; Buthidae.